AUGCUGGGACUUAAUUUCUCCGCUCCGUAUUGCGGGCUGGAAGGGAAGAACUUGAACAGAGCUGUUGCUUUCUUAUCCGGAAUGGGUUUUCUCUUAUUCGGAUACGAUCAGGGUGUUAUGGGUGGACUCUUGACACUUCCGGCUUUUGUUAAAGUCUUUCCAGAAAUGGAUACUAUCUCGUCUCACCUGAGCGAGCAACAAAAAAGUAAAAACUCGACCCUCCAAGGUGCUGCAAUUGCUCUUUAUGAAAUUGGUUGCAUGAUGGGAGCAUUGAGUUGUUUGUAUUUCGGUGAUAAGUUUGGACGCAGAAAGGUUAUUUUUGCUGGUGCUACUGUCAUGGUGGUUGGAACUAUUCUCCAGACUACAUCCUUUAGUUUAGCUCAACUUAUAGUUGGUCGGAUUGUAACCGGUUACGGAAAUGGUUUCAUCACUGCUAGUGUUCCCGUUUGGCAAUCAGAGUGCUCUCGAGCCUGCGACCGUGGUAAACUGGUGAUGUUGGAGGGAACUUUGAUUACCGCAGGAAUCAUGAUUAGUUAUUGGGUCGAUUUGGCAUUCUACUUUACAGGGGAGUCCUCAGCCUCUUGGAGAGCCCCGAUUGCAUUACAAGUCGUCUUUGCAGUUAUCAUCAUGUCUAGCGUUAUGUCACUUCCUGAAUCCCCUAGAUGGUUAGUCAGAAAAGGACAAAUUGAAGAAGCUAGGCAAGUCUUUGCGGCCUUGGAUGGAGUUUCAAAGGACGACCCAUCAGUUACGAAGAUCAUCAAAUCCGUGGAAGAAUCUCUGAUUGGUUCGGAAAACCCGCAUAUGUUAGAUGUCUUCAAGAUGGGAAAAACUCGUAACUUUCAUCGUGCAACAUUGGGAUUUGUCAGUCAGUGCUUUCAACAGAUUAGUGGAAUUAACCUCAUCACCUACUAUGCAGCCACAAUUUAUGAAAAUUACCUUCACUUAAGCCCCAUCUUAUCGCGAGUUCUAGCCGCAUGCACUGGUACCGAGUUUUUCUUGGCUUCCUGGAUUGGUGUUUAUACCAUUGAGCGUUUCGGUCGACGAAAGUUAAUGCUUUUUGGCGCCGUUGGUAUGUGUCUUAGUAUGGCUGUACUUGCAGUUGCUGCAUGGGCUAUUCAACCCCAUGUUGGCCUCAACAGUGCUUCGGCCGCGAUUGCGGCCACGGUCUUCUUGUUUGUCUACAACUCAUUCUUCGGAAUCGGUUGGUUAGGAAUGUCAUGGCUAUACUCUGCUGAGAUCCCUCCUUUGAGUACUCGAGCUGCUUCUACCGGUAUCAGUACUGCGUCCAAUUGGAUUUUCAAUUUCUUGAUCGUCCUCAUCACGCCCAUUUCGUUUCAAAACAUUGGAUGGAGAACAUAUAUCAUCUUUGCAGCCAUCAACGCCUUCAUUGUUCCUGUUGUGUAUAUCUUCUUCCCGGAAACUGCAGGUCGAUCCCUCGAAGAUUUGGACGCUAUCUUCGCCAAGUCAGGAUGGCUCAACGUAGUCCAUAACGCUCGUCCAUCAGUGACUCCACUCGAAAGUUCUUUGAAAAUUAAAGAUUCUGAGAAUACCAGUGAGACUAGUAAUGAAAAACCACUUGAGAAAGACGGAUUAGAACAAUAA
Melampsora larici-populina 98AG31 is the source of this 1602-nucleotide messenger RNA. RefSeq lists its product as uncharacterized. NCBI's taxonomy places the organism in Eukaryota, Fungi, Basidiomycota, Pucciniomycetes, Pucciniales, Melampsoraceae. The coding region runs from base 1 to 1602 and encodes 533 amino acids. The record is from RefSeq and is a predicted model, not a curated record. Gene Ontology annotation, cellular component: membrane. The transcript is spliced from 15 exons. Gene Ontology annotation, molecular function: carbohydrate:proton symporter activity. Gene Ontology annotation, biological process: transmembrane transport; carbohydrate transport.